Molecule: messenger RNA, 2228 nt
Organism: Pipistrellus kuhlii (Kuhl's pipistrelle)
Lineage: Eukaryota; Metazoa; Chordata; Mammalia; Chiroptera; Vespertilionidae
Gene: L2HGDH
Product: L-2-hydroxyglutarate dehydrogenase
Exons: 10
Coding region: 90-1484 (464 amino acids)
Molecular function (GO): (S)-2-hydroxyglutarate dehydrogenase activity; (S)-2-hydroxy-acid oxidase activity
Source: RefSeq, a predicted model, not a curated record
GGGGCAGGCCCAGAGGACACCGCGGUCUCUGCAGAGCGUCCUGCUCCGUUGGCCCAGCUGGGGCUGCGGCCGGGGAGGGGACGCAGGCGAUGGUGCCCGCGCUGCGUUACCUGGGCACUGCCUGCGGGUGGGCCCGCGGGGGUUUCCCCAGGGGCAUCCCCGCCGCGGCGUGCGGGUCCGCGCUGGGGUGGCCGCGGCCGCUGUGCCAGGGUGGCCGCGGAGCCAGCACGAGCUCAUUUGAUGUAGUCGUUAUCGGUGGCGGAAUUGUGGGGCUCGCCUCUGCCAGAGCACUCAUCCUGCGGCAUCCAGCACUUUCCAUUGGUGUUCUGGAAAAGGAGAAGGAAUUAGCUAUUCACCAGACUGGACAUAACAGUGGUGUCAUACAUAGUGGAAUUUAUUAUAAACCGGAAUCUCUAAAAGCUAAAUUAUGUGUACAGGGUGCAGCCCUCAUCUAUGAGUACUGUAACCAAAAGGGAAUUUCUUACAAGCAGGUUGGCAAGCUUAUAGUAGCUGUAGAACAAGAAGAAAUUCCCAGACUUCAGGCCCUGUAUGAGAGAGGCCUGCAGAAUGGUGUCCAGGGCCUGAAGCUGAUCCAGCAGGAGGAUAUAAAAAAGAAGGAGCCAUAUUGUAGGGGUCUAAUGGCUAUUGAUUGCCCAUAUACUGGCAUUGUGGACUAUCGUCAGGUGGCUUUGUCAUUUGCCCAGGAUUUCCAAGAUGCAGGUGGCUCUGUCUUGACCAAUUUUGAAGUAAAAGAUAUUGAAAUGGCUAGAGAAAGUCCUUCAAGAAGUGAAGAUGGGAUGAAAUAUCCAAUUGUUAUAAGGAAUACAAAGGGAGAGCAAGUUCAGUGUCAGUACGUGGUGACGUGUGCAGGACUUUACUCAGACCGUAUUUCCGAGCUGAGUGGCUGCAGUCCUGAUCCUCAAAUUGUACCAUUUCGGGGGGAUUACCUGCUCUUGAAGCCAGAAAAAUGCUACCUUGUGAAAGGAAAUAUUUAUCCGGUCCCAGAUAGCCGGUUUCCUUUCCUAGGAGUUCACUUCACACCCAGGAUGGAUGGCAGCAUUUGGCUAGGGCCUAAUGCAGUUCUUGCCUUUAAACGAGAAGGCUACAAACCCUUUGACUUCAGUGCCAGAGAUAUUACGGAUGUAAUUACCAAGAGUGGCUUGAUUAAACUGGUGUCCCAGAAUUUCUCCUAUGGAGUCAGUGAGAUGUAUAAAGCCUGUUUUCUCAGUGCCACGGUGAAGCACCUUCAGAAGUUUAUCCCUGAAAUUACUGUCAGUGAUAUACGAAGAGGUCCAGCUGGAGUAAGAGCCCAAGCUCUGGAUCAAGAUGGAAAUCUGGUAGACGAUUUUGUAUUUGAUGGAGGAGAUGGGGUUAUUGGAAGUCGCAUUCUUCAUGUGAGAAAUGCACCGUCCCCUGCUGCUACUUCGUCCCUUGCAAUUUCUGGAAUGAUUGCAGAUGAAGUACAACAGAGAUUUAAACUGUAAAUAAUGGAAGGAGCUAGCUACACGUUUUAAUCACCACAUUCAGCAACAUCCACAAGAACGUACUCAUUAAAUUCUUUAAUUUCUAAAAAAUGGUUUGAAAGUGGCAUUUUUAGUUAUCUCAUGUAAUAACCACUGAAUUGUUAAACUAAUAUAACAGAGAAAUAGUUUUUUAAAGACCAUGCUCUUUUAUUUAGUGAAUAAAGAGGAAAGGUACAGUUGUACCUGUCCUGAAUCCUUGAUUUCUUUUUGUUGUUGUUAAUCCUCAUCUGAGGACAUUUUUUCCAUUGCUUUUCAGAGAGAGUGAAAGGGAGGAGAGUGGAGGAUAUAUAUAUAUAGAGAGAGAAGGGGGGAGAGAGAGAGGGAGAGGGAGAGGGAGAGGGAGAGGGAGGGAGAAACAUUGAUAUGAGAGAGACACAUUAAUUGGUUGCCUCCCACACUCAACUGCAACUGAACCAGAGAUAGAACCUGUAACCCAAGUACGUGCUCUUGACCGGGAAUUGAACCCACGACCCUUUGCUUUGUGGGCCAAUGCUCUAACCACUGUGCAAUGCUGACCAGGACUUGACUUUCUUAAUUGACGUUGCCCUCACCAACCAUAAUCUAGAGAUUCAGCUCUUUUGGAAUUUCUGGGAAUGAUGGCACAAAAAUUUGCUUAUCCCCUUAAUCUUUUGGCUUUAGAGUAAGCUUUUUGGUCUCUUGUAGUCAAGAAAAUAUAAUAUAGAUUACAAACCUUUUAGUUUUUUU